AUGUACGCGUAUUUCGCAUUACAGUCGCAAACUCGCAAACGUAAGCCAUUCCCGAAACUCCCGGUCCGUCAUAUCCCGGUUUACGGUAACGAUCCCUGUGCGCACCGGGAUUACGGGUACGGCUCGACAGUAUGCGUAUGUAAUGUAACAUAUUGCAACACGUUAGCACCGAUAGCCCGUACCGGGCCAGGUGUAGUAACUGUUUACGAGUCAAGUAAACAGGGUGAUCGCUUUUUGGAAAGCCAAUUAAAGUUUGGUCACUACCAGCAUACCGGUGCCGCUAAGGCCCAGACUAUUACAGUGGACAGGAGUAAGGGUCGGUACCAAAAGAUUGUCGGUUUCGGCGGUGCCUUUACCGACUCGACCGGACUCAACAUUAAGUCAUUGCCAGAGAAACUACAGAAGCAAUUGAUUGGCGACUAUUACUCGGGCACCGGUAUUGAGUACAACUUGGGUCGGGUGCCAAUCGCCAGCUCCGACUUCUCUACCCAUGGCUACAGUUACGACGAUAAGUCUGUCGGCGACUUUGAGUUCAAACACUUUGCGCUCACGGCUGAGGACUUUGACUAUAAGAUACCUUAUUUAAAACUCGCCAAGGAAGCAAACAAAAAUGCUAACUUUUUUGGCAGUCCGUGGUCACCACCGGCGUGGCUUAAAAAUAACUCACAAUUGAACCAUGGUGGUUAUUUAAUAGGUAACCCUGGUGGUCAACACUACAAGGCAUUCGCUCAUUACCUAGUCAAGUUCCUAGAUGCUUAUAAAGCACAGGGUGUUCCCAUGUGGGGCAUAACAAUCGAGAAUGAGCCUGGUGCCGGUAAACACCCAGAUUGGGCAAACCCUAGCUUGGGGUUUACGGCUCAACAACAGCGGGAUUUCAUAAAACUAGAUUUGGGACCCAUUAUGGAGGGGGCGGGCUAUGGGGCCAACACUACCCAACUAAUGAUGUUCGACGACGGGAGGAAUGAGAUCCAGGAUUGGGCCCGUACUAUACUCGGGGACAGGGAGGCGGCCCGGUAUGUGGCGGGCGUGGCGUUUCACUGGUACGCCAAUACGGUGGACAAUAUUGUUAAUUUGGACACCGCCCAUGGGGUUGACCCUAGUAAGUUUUUGUUGGCUACCGAGGCCUGCGAGGAAUGGAGGGGUCAGGAUAAGCAUGUUCACCUUGGUAGUUGGGACGCGUUUGAGAGAUACGCCAAUGAUAUUAUCAGGGAUUUAAAUCACUGGACCGGGGGUUGGGUGGACUGGAACCUGGCGCUCGACACCCGGGGUGGGCCUAAUUGGGUGAACAACUUUGUGGACGCACCUAUCAUCAUAAAUGCCACGGGUCACGAGUACUACAAACAGCCUAUCUACUACGCUAUGGGACAUUAUAGUAAAUUUCUAGCACCGGGAUCCCAACGGGUUUACAACAGUCUCGGGACUAGUGUUGAUAAGUUUGAGGCAACGGUGUUUGAGCGCCCCGAUGGCGGGACUGUAGUUAUUGUGUUGAAUCUAAGCGGGGAUGCCAUAGAUGUGACCAUAAAUGACGUGCAAAAUAAAGGGAAAGUCACGCAUUUGUUGAAACCGCACUCAAUUCAAACUUAUGUUUAUUAUAAAAAUUAA
Oppiella nova is the source of this 1602-nucleotide messenger RNA. The record is from the annotation of a GenBank genome assembly. Lineage: Eukaryota; Metazoa; Arthropoda; Arachnida; Sarcoptiformes; Oppiidae.